Molecule: messenger RNA, 1812 nt
Organism: Saccharomycopsis crataegensis
Lineage: Eukaryota; Fungi; Ascomycota; Saccharomycetes; Ascoideales; Saccharomycopsidaceae
Gene: DPH2
Product: 2-(3-amino-3-carboxypropyl)histidine synthase
Exons: 1
Coding region: 1-1812 (603 amino acids)
Biological process (GO): protein histidyl modification to diphthamide
Molecular function (GO): 2-(3-amino-3-carboxypropyl)histidine synthase activity
Source: RefSeq, a predicted model, not a curated record
AUGAGUGGUGAAGUUGCUCCGGCUCUUUCCACUGCCCAGACGGAUGAUACUUUCCAGUUUGAUCAGUUCCAAAGCGAGGAAACCAAGCAAAGAAGUUACUUGAAGAAACAUGAUCCAGCCAACAAAAAUGAGGUUAGACAACUACUUCGAGACUAUUAUUCGAUAGAUGAAUUGAUAGAGUUUUUACAAGGCAAAUUCAAGAAGAUCACUCUCCAGUUUCCUGAUUCCCUUGUUUGUGAUUCCAGUUAUGUUGUGCAAAUGUUGCAGGAAGGCCUUAUUCCUGAUGAAAAUAAUUCAAUAGACGCUGGGUUGGACGAUGGGAAGAAGCAUGGUGGUCAUUGUGCUACAUGUACCGAUUGCAGCUGUGGUAAAACAGAAAAGGAAAGGAAAACUACAAAAUCACAGAAAAUAGAUAAGUACGAAGUGUGGGUUUUGGCAGAUACAUCGUACAGUCCAUGUUGUGUUGAUGAAGUGGCGGCUGAGCACAUUGGUGCCGAUGUGGUUGUGCAUUUUGGAGAUUCCUGUUUAACACCAGUUCAGAAACUACCUUCUGUAUAUGUGUUUGGUAAACCCCAAUUGGAUAUAAAUGUCUUGACUUCGAAGUUUGAGGAGCAAUAUCAGGACACUGAAGAAAAUAUUCUUUUAAUGUCCGACACUAGUUACUCCUAUAUAUUAAAGCCGGUAUAUGAUGAAUUGAAGAUAAAAUACCGGAAUCUUGCCUAUGCUGAAGCGUAUAACGAAGAAAAAAGCAUCAAGAUUAUAAAUUAUGAUUUUGAGAAGCAGAAGCAAAAAGAGGGAAUAAGAUUCGGCAACAGAUUAUUAACCGGUUUACAUUCAGAAGACAUUGAUAUUAAUGACGAAGACGAAUUGAAUUCGCUCUUGCAAACUUACAGCUUGUUCCAUAUCACGCUUCCAGAACCUUCUAGAUUGCUCUUUUUAACCACCAAGUUCUCAUCGAUGGUAGUUUAUGAUCCUAAAGCUUGUACUAUCAAUAAUGGUCCUUUCUCGUCGUUAAUGCGUCGUUAUCGUUAUAUGCACGUUGCCAGAACUGCUGGUACAGUCGGUAUUCUCGUGAACACAUUAUCGUUAGAUAACACAAAGAAAAUGGUGAACAUUGUUGCAAAAUGGAUAAAGGAUGCCGAUAAGAAGUACUACAUGUUCGUAGUUGGUAAACCGAACGUGGCAAAGUUGGCUAAUUUCGAUGCUAUUGAUGUGUGGUGUAUUUUGGGAUGUGGACAAGGUGGGAUCAUUAUUGAUGAGACCAGUGAAUAUUUUAAACCGAUCAUCACGCCGUAUGAAUUGCAUUUGGCUUUAAGUCCAGAGGUUUCCUGGACCGGGAAAUGGGUGACUGGGUUUAAAGAUAUCAUCAAGCUUGCUGAAGACAAUGACGAUGAUGACGAUGACGAUUUUGUGAAUUCUGGUGAUGAGGGUAAAAUGUCAGACGAAGAUUAUGCACCAGAAUUCAGUGCGGUCACAGGUAAAUAUGUUUCCAAUUCCAGACCUUUGAGACAAAUCAAUCAUCUACAAAUUGAAUUGAAUCCAGAUGCUACAAAGACCGACAAUAACGACGACGAUGGUGGUGAUGGUAAACCGGUUAGUGGUAACCAAUUAGUCAAGAAGUUUUCGCAAACCGUGGCAAUAAAGGGAACAGUAUCAACAUCAGCUAUUCAUUUACAAUCCAGACAAUGGACCGGGUUAGGAAGUGAUUUCAAGGAUGAUGAAAACUAUGAUGAAGAUGGAGCCACCAUUGAGGAAGGUAGAUCGGGGGUUGCCAGAGGCUACGAUCAUAAUAAUAAGUCCCACAUAAUAUAG